UCCUAAAUCGCCACAAAACUAGCUAACAUAAACAAAAAUCUAAGUACCCAAAAUAAAACAUCCUCUUCUACCUCAAGUUCUUCAUCCUUUUUCUCACAUCCACCCAAAAAAAGUUACCUUUUCCCAGGCCGGACUAGCAUUUUCCCGGCCACCCAAUUAACUUUCUUCAAUCCCUUUUCCGGCAAUGACACCAGACUCUGUCGGUAACACGCAGCAAACGUAUAGCUCCCCCCCGGUGACCAUAAUCCUCACCAUAGUACUCCUUGUGCUUUUCUUUGUGGGUUUUUUCUCCAUAUACUUUUGCAGGUGUUUCUUGGAAAACCUAAUCUAUGGUUGGUAUUUCCGGCGCAACAGUGCCGGAACCACGGUGGGCCCCGGGUGCACCGAUGGUCGUCCGGGCCUGGACCCUUUGAUCAUCAACUCGUUUCCCACGUUCACAUAUUCAAGUGUCAAAGACUACAGGAAAGAAAAAUACGGGUUAGAAUGCGCCAUUUGUCUCUCGGAGUUUGUAGGCGACGACGUUCUUCGCCUUCUGACUCCAUGUUGCCACGUGUUUCACCAAGAGUGCAUUGACCUCUGGUUCGAGUUACACAAAACAUGUCCGGUGUGCCGGCGGAGCCUCGACUCCGUAGAGGAAUCCUUUCAAAAGUCACCGGCCCCGCCGGCACAUUACCACAGUCCCAUGCAUGAGAUUAAUGAGGAUGAGCCAUUGGAAGAUACGUUCAGCAUUACAAUAAAGGACAACAAUGACGAGGACAGGGGAGGACAAAGCGAGGGAGGGGUGGUGGCCACGAAUAGCGCCACCCAUACGAGUGAUCAACAAAUUGGUGAUGGGCAAAAGAAGAUGGAAAAAUUUUCGAGGUCUCAUUCCACCGGGCAUUCGAUAGUUAGGAGGGGCGAAGACAGGUUCACGUUGAGACUGCCUGAACAUUUGCAUGCAAAACUCGUAAGGGGGCAUAAUUGGACCGGAAGUUGCACCACUUUUGGAGAAUUCAAGAGUAAAACGUCCGCCGGUAACGGUGGUUUUGGGGAGGUAUCGGACUUUUCCGGUGAUGUCAGGAGAGUGUAAAUGUUCUUUGUUACUCUAUUUUACUUAUCAAUUCGACCUCUCCAUAAUCUCUCAUAGUUGGAUGGCCAAGAAGUCCGCAUAUAUAUGGACACGAGGUAGAUCGUAUGAGGAAAUACUUUAUAAUCAUAGUAGGUAUAGGAUAUUUUCCAUUAAAUGAUAUAUGAAUUUGCUAGUAUAAUUGAUUAGCUUAUUGUAUGUAGCUUAUGAAGUUUUGUUGGACAAAUGAAAUGAGCAACGGGGAGAGAAUUUGCCGCUUUAGU
Molecule: messenger RNA, 1329 nt
Organism: Rhododendron vialii
Lineage: Eukaryota; Viridiplantae; Streptophyta; Magnoliopsida; Ericales; Ericaceae
Product: RING-H2 finger protein ATL29-like
Exons: 1
Coding region: 185-1069 (294 amino acids)
Molecular function (GO): zinc ion binding
Source: RefSeq, a predicted model, not a curated record